Messenger RNA from Boleophthalmus pectinirostris (great blue-spotted mudskipper), 1648 nucleotides. RefSeq names its product WASP actin nucleation promoting factor b (gene wasb). NCBI's taxonomy places the organism in Eukaryota, Metazoa, Chordata, Actinopteri, Gobiiformes, Gobiidae. Gene Ontology annotation, biological process: actin filament organization. The transcript has 10 exons. Bases 22 to 1521 code for a protein of 499 amino acids. Gene Ontology annotation, molecular function: actin binding. The record is from RefSeq and is a predicted model, not a curated record.
CUUUCAUGUGUCUUGCAGUCCAUGGCGACGGCAGUGGCACAGCUCUUUAUGGCUCUGCCUCACAGUCCUGGUGUCUGGAGCCUGCAGCACACUGGAGCCGCCUGCUUUGUGAAGGACAACCCCCAGCGCUCCUACUUCAUACGCAUGUUUGACCUGAAGGUGGGGAGAAUGGUUUGGGAGCAGGAACUUUAUAACCAGAUCGUGUAUUCGUCACCUCAGCCUUUUUUUCAUACUUUUACUGCAGACGACUGUCAAGUUGGUCUAAACUUCGCAGAUCAACAGGAAGCAGACGCCUUUCUACACGCUGUCGAAGAAAAAAUCAACCAAAGAAAUUACAGACAAGAUAAGAAACAGCGCCCUCCUCAGUCUUCCGGAGACAGGGCUCUUCCUCCUGUGCCAAAUGAUAAAGGGUCUGUGAGCCCGGGUGGUUUCCACAUGGCCACAGUGGACAUCCAGAACCCAGACAUCCAGUCGUCACGGUACCGCUCCAUGCCCUCCCCCAUUAUCUCCCCCAUCGCUUCCCUGUCCAAGAGCAAGAAGGACAAAAAGAGCAAGAGCAAGAAGGGGCCUAAGCUGUCCAAGGCAGAUAUAGGAGCACCAAGUGGAUUUAAGCAUGUGACUCACGUGGGCUGGGACCCAAAUAACCUGGACCCUGACCUUCUGAAGCUGCUGUCCCAGGCCGGAAUACAGGAGGCGGACAUGAAAGAUGAGCACACCUCUCAGCUCAUCUACGACGUGAUCGAACAGUCCGGGGGGUUGGAGGCCGUCAAGAGAGAGGUCAACAAAGGUAGUGGCCCUCCUCCUCCUCCUCCCCCAGGCAGACAGGGCCCCCUCCCUCCUGUGCCCGGCUCUGGUGCUCCGGCUCCUCCCCCUCCUCGCGGCCGCUCUGGACCUCUGCCCCCCCUCCCGGGACAGUCCAGAGGCGGCCCAGCCCCUCCUCCCCCACAGCAGCCUCCGUCCCGUGGGGCAGUUCCUCCUCCACCACAGUCUCAUCCCUCCGGUCGUGGUGGUGGUCUCCCUCCUCCUCCUCCAUUGCACUACUCACCUGCCAGCAAGCCCUCACAUCACACGUUACCUCCCCCACCUGCCCCCUCCAGCCAACUGCACUCUCCAGUCCCACCAGCUCCCCGUGCCCCGCCCGCUCCCAACAGAGGAGGAGGUGGUGGAGGAGGAGGAGGUGGACCACCCCCUCCACCACCACCUCCGCCUCCACCUGUUAUGACCUUUCCAGGUGGACCAGCCCCUCCCCCUUUGCCCUGCGGAGGUGCCCCAAAACCUGCCCCACCCUCGUCCAGUGGGGAUAGUAGAGGGGCGUUACUGGAUCAGAUCAGACUGGGAAAGAAGCUCAGGAAUGUGACAGACUGUGUGGACCAAGCCCCACCCACUCCCACUUCAUCAGGGGAGGGCAUAGUAGGCGCUCUGAUGAUGGCCAUGCAGAAGAGAAGCAAAGUCAUCCACUCUUCAGAUGAAAGUGAAGAAAUUGGGGAUGAUGAUGAUGAUGACGACGAGUGGGAUGACUGAUCAAGUCUAUUUUGUGCGAAUAGGCCUACCAUUUAUUUUGCAUAUUAUUGUUAUUAGUUGUUGGCAUUAUUAAGUGUUAUGCAAUGUUUUGAAUGCAUAAAAAUAAAUGGACAAACUGAAAAAACAA